Adelges cooleyi (spruce gall adelgid) is the source of this 2055-nucleotide messenger RNA. RefSeq lists its product as uncharacterized. The record is from RefSeq and is a predicted model, not a curated record. The transcript is spliced from 2 exons. Lineage: Eukaryota; Metazoa; Arthropoda; Insecta; Hemiptera; Adelgidae. The coding region runs from base 499 to 1893 and encodes 464 amino acids.
AGGUGUCUAAAGUAAAUCCACUCUAAAAAUAAAAACUACUUAUGUUUUCUUCCAUGACUGAGAAAAUAAACUGUAUUAUGCUGAUGCUAUUAAUUGAAUACUUAUUGUGCUGCAAAAAAUAAAAAUGUUCUUCUUUAUAUUGUUUGAAAUAAACAUUCAUAUUAAUACAAAAUAGUAUAAUAUGUCAUUACCCCGGUAAACGUAUGAAAUAUAUCUUCAAGCAUAAAAUCAUAACUGUAUUGUAUCUUUUGUAAUUCAAUUUUGCGUUGAAUUUGGUCCUGUCUAAUUCUGUAACAAAAAGGACGACCAAAUUUUCUAGAAACUGAGAAAUUGUUUGUAAAAUAUAAUCGCUUAUGUAUUUAAUAAAUUACACUGCCAAUCAGCUUAAAAAGUCAGCGCAUUUCAUUACCUCAAGAACCAAGUAAGCAAACCUAAUUAUUUUAUACCUGUAUAUUUAUACAAUACUUAUACCUGUCAAAUCAACUUUUAAAAAAAAUAAUGAUGCGUUCAGGAAUACUGAAGAAAUGGGUUAUAGGCAUAAUGAUGUUUGUUUACACUUCGGUACAUUCACUGGAAACCGGAUAUAAAUAUACGAAAACCAAUAUUGAAAAAAAUGAACUUUAUAUGGAACUAAAAUGUGGAUACCUGUUCGGCGGGUGUACACAAAUGCGGCUAGUUAAGGAUUUACUUGAAAAUCAUACAGAAUUGAAAGCAAUUGUUAACUACAUUAGUAGUUUGAACGGUAUAGUGAGAUCCCAGAUAAUUUCACUGUUCUGUCUGAAAGUAAAACGUAUUGGUGCCAUGUGGGCAUUACACUUGUUCACUAGUUUAAUAACGGCUUUUUACCAGGAUACAAAAAGUUCAACGGAAGACCAUCCGAAACUUAUCGAAACUAUCAGCUAUGUUAUCGAAAAACUGGACGACGACCUAUCCGGGUGUCGUAAGGGCAAUUUAUUCGAUUCGUACGAGAGCCACUUACGCUCAGGUCAGAAGUUGGAAUACUUUACUUAUAUAAAAACUAUACUACCACAGUACAUGAAACAGGCCAAUGCUCAGCUAAGAAGAAACAAAAUAAUUAGUGAUGGUUUGUUGAAAGAUAGGCUUGACUUAAGUAUAAAAUCUAAUUCGCUGUUGAUGAGCAACCUGGGGAUAAAAGACAAGCUUAAAUAUGACUUACAAAACGUGUACAACUUGAAAAUAACAUGGAAUAACACUAGCCCAAUACUGUGUACGGCAUGGGGAGAAGCGCGUGCACUGGACUGGAAAAACACCAACCUCCGACACAUAAAGUCAUACUAUAAUGCGUGUAAUGACUUUUUAAAAAUUAUCUUGUUUCGUCUGACGUUUAAACACAUGGCAUAUUUACGACCUUACGUUGGUAAAUUGGGUCGCUACAAAUUGUACGCACAAGAAUGGUACAAUAUAGUGCUUCAAUUCGUUACUAUUGUAAACUUGUCUGGAGAUCUAAAUGUAUUAAGGUUGCUGCAUUGCCUGAUGGAUUUAAUCAAUGGGGUACAGAUAAUAGAUAGUGUGGUUAGCUAUGUAGUUUCAAUACUCGUUACGCUAUGUCAGCCUUUUGGAUGCGAAGCCAGCUCUCCAAUCGUUAUAGACAAUCAAGAAUUAAAAAUAAAAUAUACAGGUCUGACUGAAGAAGAAAUACUAUCUUUGAAAAUACCGUUUAGUCCCGUGCCCAUUGAGUAUAAUAGUUUGGGUAACGCGAGAACUUUUCUUUCUCAUCUGAAAUUGGUUUUCAAUAAUGUCAACUUUAGUGUCAUUCGGUCAUUAACAGAAUACAUUGAUGAACUCAAUCCGAUAAACUGUGUAGAGAGGUCGGACGCUAGUAUUGUGGGAUUGGAACAUCUUCAUAUCAAUAUGUCAGAUUUUGAAUUAUAAUAGUCUAAUAUUUACAAUAAAACACUAUGCUAUUUAAAUUAUUUAGUUUUAAUUACAUUUUAAUAGUAAACGGAUUUGUCUGUAAUUAUAUAAAUUAUAUAUGUUAAUAUGAUUUUAGGAUAAUUCAGUUUCAUGAAAAUAGACAACCACUUUAAAGUUUUA